CGUUGCUUUUGCGGCCCCUGGAGAAGGAGCCCAUGGUGGCCCAGAUGCUGCGCCUAAUGCAACUCCUGACACGUAUCGAGGAAGGCGAGAACCUCGAUUGCACCUUCGACACAGAGUCAGAACUCACCCCUCUUGAAUCGGCAAUUGGUGUCCUGGAGCUCAUUCAGAGAGAAUUUUCUGUGGCUGAGAAGACAAUGGAAACUGUUCAGAAAAUGGUCAAGGAAGCUGCUGUUAUUGUCUGCAUCAAAAACAGAGAGUUUGAUAAAGCUUCAAAAAUUGUCAAGAGGCAUAUGGGGAAGGAGCACAGAAACCAGAAAAAGAGGAAUGAGUUGCUGACUGUCAUCCGGGAGAAGAAUUCCUCUCAUCCAAUAGUCAAAAACUUCUCUUACAAGACCUUCCAGCAGAAUGUGUUUGAGUUUGUGAAGACCUAUGUGGAUGAUUCGGAGCCGCUGCUGCUAACGGUAAUGAAAAAGACUUUGAAUUCAGAAUGUACUAAAGAACCAAAAUGCUCAUCAGUGACUCCUGAGUCUGCAAGUGGGCCAGAGGACACGGCAGGAACUCCAGAACCUGCAGAAGCAGCAAAAGAACCAGAGGAAGCUCCCAACCUUGCAGAAAGGGCAGAUGACUCCGCAGCAGCUCCUGAGCCUGAGGCAGGAGCUACAGACCCAGCAGCAACUCCUGAGCAUGUAAUAGCAGCAGCUAAUACCUUGGAGGAAGAUGCUUCAGAGCCUAUGGAAAUAGCUAAAGAACCAGCAGCAGCAACUCCAGAACUUCCGGGAGUGUCCUUGAGGGACUCAGAAAGGCAGCCCUCUGGAACUGUAACCACCUAUGGGAUUUCUGUUCUGAGAGAAGCUUUCAAGAUCUUGUCGGACUCCCAGGAUUCUGAUGCAAUCUUCACCAAACUGGACGAAACAGACUUUUCUUUCCCCAAGCAACUGUCUCCUUCUGUAUCCCACAGAACCAAGAGACGGAAAGAAGAGAAGAAACAAGAUUCUGAGAUCUCAGACCCUCCUGCAAUACCCCAUAAGAGCAAACGCUUGUUGACCAUAAGCAAGCUGGUCAUGGAGCCAGACAACCAGCACAGCGAGUCGAGUGAGAGCCCAGACUCUUCCCAGGAGCCAGUUGUAUCUUCUGCUUCCAGACCUGUUCAGAAAUUGCAUGACCAGCCUGUAUCUACUAAGAGUACCAAGUCCUUCCAAGGAAGGUGGAACAGCUCGUUUGGUGAAGAAGCAAAAGACAGUUGGAGUGAAGAGGAUGAGAUCUUCUCAGAUGCAGCAUCAUAUGGGACAAACAGCCACAACUCUACAGUCUUCGGUUCCAAGAAGCAGAAAUGGACGAUACAAGAGAGCGAGUGGAUCAAAGAGGGAGUGAAGAAGUUUGGAGAAGGGAGAUGGAAGGCCAUCUGCCAGAAAUACCCCUUCCAGAACCGCACAGCCGUGAUGGUCAAGGAUCGCUGGCGGACCAUGAAAAAGCUGGGAAUCCUCUAA
This is a messenger RNA of Eurypyga helias (sunbittern), 1487 nucleotides long. RefSeq names its product telomeric repeat binding factor 2 (gene TERF2). The transcript is spliced from 9 exons. The annotation marks the transcript as partial. Lineage: Eukaryota; Metazoa; Chordata; Aves; Eurypygiformes; Eurypygidae. Gene Ontology annotation, molecular function: double-stranded telomeric DNA binding; protein homodimerization activity; G-rich strand telomeric DNA binding. The record is from RefSeq and is a predicted model, not a curated record. Gene Ontology annotation, biological process: negative regulation of telomere maintenance via recombination; telomeric loop formation; protection from non-homologous end joining at telomere. Gene Ontology annotation, cellular component: shelterin complex; nucleus; chromosome, telomeric region.